AUGGAGAAGGAACAAAUUUUGGAAGCGAUAAACCGUAUUGAGCUUCUCUCCAAUGGAUGCAAUGGAGGAAAAGUUAUGGAGAGGAUAUUGGAGGAGAUUGGUAGAAGAGUUUCUUAUGAGUUUAACGAAAAGACAAUCGAAAAAGUUCUUGAGGAAAUUGUUACAAAGAUAAAAGAAUAUUCUUCGGAUGAUAUAUGCAAGCAAUUGGAUGAGUCUUUGAAAAAAAUUAAAAAGAUAUUGCAAUCUUUGAGAGAAUGGGCAAAUAGCCAAGACAUAAAGAAUGAAGUCGACAAAACUAGUGCAUUAAAAGCGAUUAACGACCUACACAGAUGGGUUUACCCGCAAGUUUUUGGAUGCAAGAAAAAGCUUGAGUUGAUCAGAAGCAUUCUUAAGAACAUGAUUUGUAAAGGUUACUCUUUAAAUCCGGACGAAGAAGUUCUUGAAGAGAUUAUAAAUGUCAUAGGCUCCGAUCUCUUGAAAGGCGAUGACGAGAAGUGGUAUAAGGAUAUUAAGGAUAUCAUCCAAAGUUCCUUAAAUAAAGGCUACAAAGCUCUUUUGAAAAUGAAUAAGGAGGUUGGCUCUAAGCUUAGGAAAUGCAGUGACGAUCUUAAUGCCCUUCAAGAAGAUUUACUUACUAGUGAUGGAUUUAGUUGGGAGAGUUUAGGGUUUCAAGAUUUGUAUAGAAAAUACAAUAUAAUUUCGUACAAUCAAGAUCUUAUAGGAAAAGAAUUGGCUUUGGCAUUAAAUGACUCAGUUAUUAACGUAACUGAUGUUUACGGAACUUUUAAGGAUAGUGGGUUUUGGAGUGGAGGGCUUUACAAGCUAGAAACGUAUUUAAGAUCCAUUGAAGGUGAAUCAUAUAGAUUGAAUCAGCUGAAUUCCACCAUUCAUGAUAUUAGGCAUAGAUUUGCAAAUCUAGAGUCACUCGACGAUGUAUCGAGAAAAGGAUGUUAUUGUGCAUAUCUGCUAAUUAUUGCAAUGGUUAUAAGUAAUAUGCUUAAGACAUCUGAAAAGUUGAUAGCUAUAACAAGGUACAUAUCAUUUGUGAUAUCGAUAUUGGGACCUAUUAUAUAUGGAGUAUGGAUUAUAUGGAAUAGUUAUAGGCUAGAUAGAGAUAAUGGCUUGAAGGGUGCUAUAGGCCGAAACUUGGGAGUAUUGGUGUGCAUGUUUCCAGUGAUGACCGGUGUAGUAGAUAUUGGGAAGGGCGGAAGGAUUAGGAUUGAUAGUAGAUGGAUGGAUGGGCGAAAUAACGAAAUAGCAGGAGCAAUGUGCAUAAUGAUGAUGCACCUACAAAUACUUAUGAAUGAAAACAGAAAAACAUCAUAUAUAGAAUUGGGUGUGGUUGCAAUUGGAGACAUUAUAUUAGCAUUUAGUCGCUACUUCAAAGAAUUUAUAGUAUGCCUACCUGAUAAAUAUGACUUCACUUGGAUUGGGUAUAUUAUGGUUGGAUUAGGAUGUGCCUUAUGGUGGAAGUGCCGGGGAACAGAGAGAUGUGGUGUAAUAAACAAGAAAGAUCCAAAACUGAUAUGGGGAGAGGUGAUAGUUUCCAUGAUGAGUGGAAUGGUUAUUUUAUUUGAAUCAAUGGGCAAAGUCAAAGCAGUGGAAUGCACUUAA
Molecule: messenger RNA, 1614 nt
Organism: Encephalitozoon romaleae SJ-2008
Lineage: Eukaryota; Fungi; Microsporidia; Unikaryonidae
Exons: 1
Coding region: 1-1614 (537 amino acids)
Source: RefSeq, a predicted model, not a curated record